GAGGUCGAGGGUAUCUCAACACCAGUGGUUCCCUCCUCCUUCUCUCUUCUCAGAGACUCCUGGCUGCCUGUCCUCUCGCUGGCAGACCUGGAGCUGAAUCUGCUCACGCCCUUUCCCCGCCAGGAGCAGUUAAGACGGACUCCUAAGGAGAUGUAGAGGUGCUGGCAGGGGCCAGGAGUGGAGGCAGAAGAGGAGAGGCCACACAUGGCCAAGGUCAGAAUCAUGGCCCUCUGCAGGAAGAUAGAGGCUGGGGCCUCAUGGCUCUCUGUGCUCUGACCACAAGGAAGCACUUUUGCAAUAUAGGAAAAGAAGAAACCAGAUUGAUAAAGGAAGUGCUGGUCACUCUGGGGACGGGUGAGUUUGGGGAAGGCUCUCACUCUCCCUUGCUCUUCUGAAGGGGCCUGAUCCUCGCUCUCUGGGUGUCUCCCGACUCCCCAAGGAGGCACCUCCUAGGGCCUCCCUCUGGCCUUGACGGAGCUGCUGUCGCUUCCUCCCCGAGGAGUAGAGCAAGGCAAUGGGUCUGUUCCUGCUGCUGUCUCUGCUGCUGCUGCCGUCACGUCUGCAGGCCGGUAGCUCAGCAGAGUGUGAUACAACUAACUACGGAAUCAAGCAACCAGACCGCCUCUCAGCCCCCAAGGGUGGCUCCGUCCGGAUCCCUUUCUCCUUCUAUCAGGACUGGGACUUAGCCCGGGAUCCCAGAGUGAGUGUAGCCUUGAGACGGACAGCUUUCCAUGGGCAGGUCAUCUACAACAGUACUCAGCCUUCCAUCCAUAAGGACUACGAGAACCGGAUCUCCCUUGAAUUAUCACCGGGUCAGAGGUCUGGCUCCCUGCAGAUAUCGAACCUGCAGGAGAAGGAUGGGAAUUUGUACUUUUACCGGAUCCAAGUGGAAACAUUAAGAUGCGGCAGGAAGGUGUGGCAGGCCCUCAACGGGACCAAACUCACCAUCACCCCCGCUCUCAAGAUGACCACCUGUGCCCCCACCACUGCUGCCCCCACCACCACUGACCCCAGCACCACUAGCCCAACCACCACUGGCUUCAGUGUCUUGGAAGGCAAUAGGAGCUCAGCAUCUUCACCCAGGACUGUGGAACCUGUGGUCAUAGUGACAGUGGCCAACACUGUGCUCAAAACUGCAAUUUUGGGACUGAUACUCUACCUCAGGUGGAAAAGGAGCAAAGGAUGAAGCCCAGGGCGACAACCCCAUCCUCUAUGCCUCCCUCACCCUCUCCAGCUCCUCAUCACGGGCAGCACCUCCCCACCUCCCUCCCAAGGAGGCCCCGCAGGAGGAGACCCUAUAUUCUCUCGUAAAGGCCUGACGAGCGGGACUGGAGGAUGACUGCCUUAGACUGAGCUGCCCAGCGGGUCACAGCCUCUGAUAAUGACCCCGGCCAGACAGGAAGACUCAGAAGCCAGUGGGUGUGGAAGGCCUCCAAGGACCACAGAGAGACAGAGCCAUCUGCUCCAACCCCCUCUCCACCUUCCCAGCCCUUGCCCAGAGAGUCACAGGGCUGGUGGAAUUUGCCCGAAGGCAUCUAAGGAGAAAACUGAUGGCACCUUCCAUUUCUGUCUUCUCCUUCUCACCACGAAUGAAUUAUAAUAAAAGGUCACACCCGAGAUCCCUCCCCCA
Mustela erminea (ermine) is the source of this 1630-nucleotide messenger RNA. RefSeq names its product paired immunoglobulin-like type 2 receptor alpha. Bases 515 to 1186 code for a protein of 223 amino acids. Gene Ontology annotation, molecular function: MHC class I protein binding. Lineage: Eukaryota; Metazoa; Chordata; Mammalia; Carnivora; Mustelidae. The record is from RefSeq and is a predicted model, not a curated record. The transcript has 4 exons.